This is a messenger RNA of Ogataea angusta, 1341 nucleotides long. RefSeq lists its product as uncharacterized. The record is from RefSeq and is a predicted model, not a curated record. The transcript has a single exon. Lineage: Eukaryota; Fungi; Ascomycota; Pichiomycetes; Pichiales; Pichiaceae. Bases 1 to 1341 code for a protein of 446 amino acids. Gene Ontology annotation, molecular function: protein binding.
AUGAUUUUAUUUAGACUCUCCAGCACCAGCUCGCUGCAACGCAAUCGUCUGUCCGAUCUCCGAACUCUGCUGAGGAUAGUGAACAAAAAAUCAGAGUUCUACUCUGAAGAAGAUCGCAGUGCCAAUUCCGAGUCAGAGGUGGUACGACAGUUCCGCAAACUGAUCCCUAAAGACCAUAAGCUCUCUCAUGACAUCUCGUCCUGGAAACAGCUCAACGAGCCGCAAGACCUUGUGGAAAUUCCAAAAGUCCCGGAUGCUUUGGAUGAGGUUACUCUGGACGCCUAUGUGCGAACUUUAAACCGUGUGAAGACCAGAAAGUUUGAUCAAAAUCCGGUCUAUGUCAAAAAAGCCUUCGAGAAGAUCGUCGAGUCAAACGUACCGGAGAAACUGCACACGUACAAUAUGAUUCUCAAGUUUUUUGCAACGACACAUGAUUUCAACAACGUCAAGGAAACCAUGCGUGUGAUGAAUCAGAGAAAAUUAUACCCGACCACAGAAUCGUUCAACUUUGUGCUGGGUCCGAUGAGAACCAGUCGUCAUGAACGGAAAUUUGCGCUCAUCAAUAUGUAUCUCAAACAAAUGCGCUUCUACAAACAGAUCCCCGACCUUAGUACCUGCUACAUUCUUUUUGAGUGUCUUUGCACGCAUCGAAAGCCAAUAUACGAUUACAUGGUGAAAAAUGGCUGCUCGCUGCAUCCCAUUCUCCCCGCUGUGAUGGCCUAUAAGCACGACAUUGAGAAGAAGAGCUUUGGCGAGCUAAUGGCGGAAAUGGUUGCAAACAACCAAUCGUUCAAGGAUGAUCCGAAACUGGUUGCAGAAUUUGUUAGAUUUGCACUAGAUGAGUACGGGCCUUCGCAAGCGUGGGAUUUUGCAAUGACGAGACUUGAAACCGAUAUAACAGAGCUCACGCCAUCGAUGCUGGUCCACUUUGUAAACUAUUUCGUCAGGGAAAACCAGCUCUACAACGCCAUAGCCAUAAUCAACAAUUUCGACAACCAUUUUCUCAAACGAAAGGUGCACAAGGUAUACGAGAUUUUGGCCGCGGCAAUGAUAGACCGCCCGAACACCGAGAACUGGUCUGUCCUGGCGCGCAGAUUUUACAUUGAGAGCAAGACAUCGUUUUCGCGCACAAUCAUGCUUCCUAAAGAGGUUGCAAAGCUGCGAGCCAGAGCCAAGGAGUACGGCUACACUAAUUUCAACCCGGAAAAACUCACUCACGAGGAAUUUGACCUCACGUCGAAAGUGCUGGAGAAUCUACAGUGGAGCGACCCUCGUCGCCCCAUAUUCGAGCUCCAGGACAACCAAGAGAGUUUCCAGGAAGCUGCUAAAUUUGUUAUGUAG